UAUGUGAGAAGGGGAUUGUUGUUGUCACCCACGCACGCAGACGCCAUGGCUUCACGCUUUGCCCUUCUCUUCCUUUCUCUUUUCUUCGCAGCGUCGCUUCGAUCCUCGUUCGCCGGAGAUGUCGAAGGAAACGACGAUCUCCUCAUCCGUCAGGUUGUUGAUCAUGGGGAGGAGGGAGCCGUUGACGAGAACUCGCUGCUGAACGCCACUCAUCACUUCACAACCUUCAAGAGGAAAUUCGCCCGGGCAUACGCUACACCGGAGGAGCACGAUUAUAGAUUCUCGGUCUUCAAGGCCAACCUGCGCCGCGCGAGGCGACACCAGAAGCUGGAUCCGUCUGCCGUCCACGGUGUAACGCAAUUCUCGGAUCUAACGCCGCGUGAGUUCCGUCGCCAGUUCCUUGGCGUCAAUAGGCGGCUCCGCCUUCCGUCCGACGCUCAGAAGGCGCCUAUUUUACCUACGAAUGAUCUACCGACGGAUUUUGAUUGGAGAGAUCAUGGUGCGGUUACGAAGGUGAAGAAUCAGGGCUCAUGUGGGUCAUGCUGGUCGUUUAGCGCAACAGGAGCGCUGGAAGGUGCCAACUUUCUGGCGACAGGGAAACUUGUGUCUCUCAGCGAACAGCAGCUUGUGGAUUGUGAUCAUGAGUGUGAUCCAGAAGAGAAGGAUUCAUGUGACUCGGGGUGCAACGGUGGAUUAAUGAAUAGUGCUUUCGAGUACACGCUUAAAGCUGGGGGGCUCAUGCGAGAAGAAGACUAUCCAUACAGUGGUAGGGAUCAUCUGGCCUGCAAAUUUGACAAGAGCAAGAUUGCUGCCAGGGUUGCUAACUUCAGCGUGGUGUCCCUCGAUGAAGACCAAAUCGCAGCAAAUAUGGUCAAGAAUGGCCCUCUUGCAGUGGCCAUCAAUGCAGUGUUCAUGCAGACCUAUGUUGGAGGAGUCUCGUGCCCGUAUAUAUGCUCAAAAAGGUUGGAUCAUGGUGUCCUUUUGGUUGGCUAUGGUGCAGCUGCCUAUUCGCCCAUCCGUUUCAAGGAAAAGCCCUACUGGAUUAUCAAGAAUUCGUGGGGAGAGACCUGGGGAGAGAAAGGCUACUACAAGAUCUGCCGGGGCCGCAAUGUUUGUGGAGUGGACUCCAUGGUUUCAACUGUCGCAGCAGCCACCGCAGAGUGACUGAUGUUGGACCCCAACAGCAGCAGCAUUCCAACCCAACCCUGUACAUAAAGAAAGGUAAUGCAAUAUGCAUGCCUCUCUCUCUCUCUGCAUACUUAUGAAUCACAACUCAACUCUUUUAACUAUUUGAAAUGCUUUCAUCGAAAAUUGGGAUGUAAUGUUUUGACAUUCCGUUGGAUUGGAUCAUACAUUAUUAUUAUUAUCGGCAUGCAUGGGUUGCCGCCUCUGCUAUUAUGCAUUAUGAUCAUCUUUUUAACAUUCAA
Messenger RNA from Andrographis paniculata, 1427 nucleotides. RefSeq names its product cysteine protease RD19A-like. Lineage: Eukaryota; Viridiplantae; Streptophyta; Magnoliopsida; Lamiales; Acanthaceae. The record is from RefSeq and is a predicted model, not a curated record. Gene Ontology annotation, molecular function: cysteine-type endopeptidase activity. Gene Ontology annotation, cellular component: lysosome. Bases 46 to 1164 code for a protein of 372 amino acids. The transcript has 4 exons.